AUCUCAGAACCCCACUGGGCACUGCUGUGCUCUCUAAGCCAACCAUCCCCAUCUUGAUGAAAUGCUUCCUGGACGAUGGUGGCUGGAAGGACUGAACCGUCGUCGGAGCGAGUCCUCCCUGCGCUCCACAAGCUCUGUGAUGCUUCAGGCCCUGUAUAACUACCAGUACGAGGCUGAGGAUGGAAGACGGGUGACCAUCGUGGAGGGCGAGCUCUUCCAGCUUCUGCGCAAGACCAAUGUGGACUGGUGGCAGGUGCGGCGGCUCAGUCAGCCCAAGCAGAGGAGGCCCAUCUUUGUGCCUGCCACCUACGUAGCUGAACUGCCUCCUGGCACAAGGGUGGCCAGGCAGCCAAACGUUACCUCACAUCUUCGUAUUGGUAUGGAACAGGGUGAUGGCACAGUACGUUUGGAAAUGCUCUCCUGUUCUCUGGAGGACCUGUACAUGCCCCCUCAUCCUAAAAUGGGCCUGGUGUCCAGCCACAGCCUUAGUCUACCAGUCAUGGGAUCCUGUCCCAGGUCCGUUGGCAAGAGUCUCAGCAUAAGUGACUUAUCCCAAACAAUCAGUACAGAUGUGGGACAAGUGGGCGAGAGCCAGGGGCAAAGGUCUUCAGAAAAGAGGUUGGCAAAGGUAAGAAGUUUGGGACGGUCCGAGAGACACAACCCCUCACCCUCAGCAGACCCUGCCCUGGGUGAAACAUCGGGCAGGGAGGAAGACAGAGGGAACGGUGAGCCGCCUGGUAACCAGGGUCUGAGAAAGCUGAGCCACACCAAGUCCAUGGUACUGCCAGAGACACGGGGGCCCAAGGGAAGUCAUCGCCGGAACCUUUCCCAGCACAGCUAUGCGGCCUGGGUGGUGGAUUACCCCCCGCCAGGCACUGCCAAUGGCUCCACUUCCAACUUCCCUGAGCUGAUGCACAUGGUGGAGAAAGCCGGACAUCUGAACAAAACCAAGAUUGCUGAAGGAGGCCGGAAACUCAGAAAGAGCUGGACAUCCUCAUGGCUGGUGCUGGCUGGGAACAGCCUGAUGUUCUACAAGGACCCCAAAGUUGCAACUGAAUGGACUCCAGCAAGCAGCCGACCUGAAAGCAGCGUGGAUUUGCGUGGUGCUCGCAUCGAGUGGGCUAAGGACCUUUCCAGCAAGCGGAACGUUAUCCAUUUCCGCACGGUGACUGGCAAUGAAUAUCUCUUGCAAUCAGACAGUGAAGUUAUCAGCCAAGAUUGGUAUCAAGCUAUCAAAGGAGUUAUCCGUAGGCUGGACGAAGAGAAUCCCCUGGAUGAGCCUCUUCUGUAUUCCCUCUGCCGGACAGGCAGCGCAGACCUUGUGGACCUCAGCUAUGACGAGGAAGACGAAUUGGGAUGCCUAAAGAGUGAGACCUCGGCAGCACCUUCAAGUCCUGACAGAGUCUACAAAAAACGGGUCAAGAGCAAACUGAGACGGUUCAUUGCCAAGCGGCCAACACUGCGGAGUCUGCAAGAGAAAGGACUGAUUCGAGACCAGGUCUUCGGCUGCCGUCUGGAAGCCCUGUGCCAUCGGGAAGGGGGCACAGUGCCACGCUUUGUUCAACAGUGUGUGGAGGCUGUCGAGCAAAGAGGUCUAGAUGUGGAUGGUAUCUACAGAGUCAGUGGGAACCUGGCCAUUAUUCAGAAGCUAAGAUUCAUAGUUGAUCGUGAGCGAGCGGUGACAUCGGAUGGUCGCUAUGUUUUUCCAGAGCACCGGAGCCAAGAAGAUAAGUUGCGCCUUUCCGACCCUCAGUGGGAUGAUGUGCAUGUAAUAACUGGGGCCCUCAAGCUUUUCUUCCGGGAGCUGCCUGAACCUCUAAUACCAUACAGCCUUUUUGAUGAAUUCAUAGCUGCCGCCAAGUUGUCUGAUCCUGAGGAAAAAGUCUCCAAGCUGGCAGGGCUGGUCCAGAGCCUCCCCCAAGCCAACCGGGACACCCUCCAUUAUUUACUGGAGCAUCUCCGCAAAGUGAUGGAGCACUCGGAUGUCAAUCGGAUGACCACGCAGAACAUCGGCAUCGUCUUUGGGCCGACGCUGAUGCGACACGAAUGCGAUGUGGCCAGCCUGGUGGAGGGCAUGGUGUACCAGAACCAAGUGGUGGAGCUACUCCUAGCGGAGUUUCCUGGCAUCUUUGUGGCUUCAGGCACUGAAUGACCUUGCCAGCAACCUGCCUCUGUCCCUGACGAUUGUAUCCUAAAGGUACUCUGGAUCACAGAUCACUAUCAACCUGGAGCAAGCAUUGGCUUUACCAGGCUCUGUGCCAUUGCUACUGGUCCAGCUUAGCAUCAGUGACUCAUGCUAUGGGACAGGAGGAGGUGGCUUUAGGCUGUCGCAGGGCCAUCUUUCAGAAACUUCAGGCUGAGUCAAACUUGAAAGCUGAUAUCGCCGACAGAAGACUUUUGUCAGCACUCCCCAUCUCGAGCACUGUCUGUUUCAGCUUCCUCAAGUGCAGCUAAGGCAAAACACAGAAGGCAGAAUGGGAUCGGUCUAAGUCCCGUACAGUCCCUUAGGCACUAUGUCUAUUGCUGAGCAACACUGUGGAAACAGGAGCCUGUCCCUGGAACCCUAUUCACCCGACACCCUCCAUCAGCCUUGUCAGUAAGUUCCCCAGCUUCGAGCUCACAAGACACUUUGCCCAUAUCUACUUGAGGCUCGUUGUUGAUGGCUCAUCUACAUCAUGGGAACAAAAAGAGAGCCGAGUCGCUCCCUGUUCACAGUUUUUACUCCAGUGGUGACCAGGCAAGUUGCUAUUUAAAAGCCUGCUAUUCAUCAGGACAGCUCACCAAGCCCAGAGCUCAAAAGAGGGCAUAAGGCAGACUCCUCUCUCCUGGCCCAGGCUGGGAGUCAAGAAAGCCAUGAGCCUCAGGGAGUCGCUAGUGCCUCUUCUGUUAAAUCGCUCGGGCAUCUGGGAGGCCUCAGGUGAUUCAACUUUACAAUUCCUCAUCUCUCUCUCUACAAUUCUCAUCUCUCUCUCUCUCUCUGAUAUGCCAGGCUGCCUUGCUCUGGUUUUUAUACCAAUUUACAGGUUCCUGAUCGUGGCCCUGAAACCAUUCAGGAAACUGGGUGCCCAAUAGGUGGCCACCACUGAUACGAUGUGAAGGUACAUCCAUGCUAAAGAAGCUUUGAAACAGUU
Heteronotia binoei (common prickly gecko) is the source of this 3131-nucleotide messenger RNA. It is a transcript of the gene ARHGAP9, whose product is annotated as Rho GTPase activating protein 9. The record is from RefSeq and is a predicted model, not a curated record. NCBI's taxonomy places the organism in Eukaryota, Metazoa, Chordata, Lepidosauria, Squamata, Gekkonidae. The coding region runs from base 62 to 2152 and encodes 696 amino acids. Gene Ontology annotation, molecular function: phospholipid binding; protein binding. The transcript has 16 exons. Gene Ontology annotation, biological process: signal transduction; regulation of GTPase activity. Gene Ontology annotation, cellular component: cytoplasm.